Messenger RNA from Bombus huntii, 597 nucleotides. RefSeq names its product mediator of RNA polymerase II transcription subunit 9 (gene MED9). NCBI's taxonomy places the organism in Eukaryota, Metazoa, Arthropoda, Insecta, Hymenoptera, Apidae. Gene Ontology annotation, biological process: regulation of transcription by RNA polymerase II. The transcript is spliced from 3 exons. The record is from RefSeq and is a predicted model, not a curated record. Gene Ontology annotation, cellular component: mediator complex. Bases 16 to 420 code for a protein of 134 amino acids. Gene Ontology annotation, molecular function: transcription coregulator activity.
CUGUGUUGUCAUAGAAUGUACACAAAAUGUUAUAAUUAUAAUGCAUUACUUAUGCUUGAUCAAAAUGUUAUAAUGGAAUCGGAAUUAUCGGAGGAAGGUGCUUUACGCUCACAAUUUACAGUGGAUGAUUUGGAUAUUGAAAUAUUGCCACUUAUAUAUGAAAUAAUUCGGAGCGUUGAGAAAGAUCCACAUGACACUACACAGAAAGCUAAAGAGUCACAAGAUACAAGUCAUAAAAUAUUAGAGCUUCAGAAGAAAUUAGAUUCUGCAAGGGCACAGAUCAGAAGAUUGCCAGGAAUAGAAUACAGUAAAGAAGAACAGCUGCAAAAACUUGAAACUCUACGUAAACAACUUAGGCUUAAAAGAGAGCUUUUAUUGAAAUAUCGUAACAUGUGUACAUUUGAAGUUCCAAAAGUAUAAAUAAUUUUGUUUAUUUAAGUAAAAGCAAUUUAUAUCAGCAUGGGUUUCUUGCGCAUGUUAUUUACAUAUUUGAUGCGUAAUGAAAAAUUAAUCGAGAAAUUAGCAAAUACAAAACCAAUUAGGGAGUCUGCACGAUUUGUAGCGUAUUUAAUACUUCGGAGUAGAACACAUGAUAAU